Molecule: messenger RNA, 2290 nt
Organism: Pollicipes pollicipes
Lineage: Eukaryota; Metazoa; Arthropoda; Thecostraca; Pollicipedomorpha; Pollicipedidae
Product: arrestin domain-containing protein 17
Exons: 6
Coding region: 202-1206 (334 amino acids)
Biological process (GO): protein transport
Cellular component (GO): cytoplasm
Source: RefSeq, a predicted model, not a curated record
CAGGAGGGUGGAGGCGCAGUGUCGCGAGGUGCGUCUGGAAGGCCUGAGAGGCAGCUCCCACCGUCGCUGUCCAGGGAUGCGGUUGCGCUGUGUGUCGUCUGCCAGACUGGGACCGCGCCGUGCUCGGCUGGGCUGCUGACCUUCACGUCGGCGUCCGCCCGCGCCGCCGACUCUGUCGUGCGUAUCACGCCAGGCGACGCGAUGCCGCGCAAGCUGCUCAAGUUCCUGAUUUUGUUCGACAACGCGAACCUGCUGUACUUCCCGGGCCAGUUCGUCAGCGGCCGGGUUCUCGUCGAGCUGGAGGAUGAGACGCCAGUGCAAGGAGUUUUCUUCCACGUGGUGGGCGAAGGUACUGUCAAAGUUAGUGACAACCAGAACCAGAGGCACACCGACAAGGAAAACUACAUCGACUUCAAAAUGAGGCUUCUCGGCGAGCACGGACACGCGCCUGUCCUGCUGUCGGCCGGCAUUCACAGCUUCCCAUUCAAGCUGGGCCUGCCGCUGGGCCUGCCGUCGACUUUCCUGGGGAAGCAUGGCUGGGUCCAGUUCUUUUGCAAGGCCGCUAUUAAGGAGGACGGCGGGCUCGUGCACAAAAACCAGCAGGUCUUCAUCGUUAUGAACCCGAUCGAUCUGAAUGUGGAGCCUCCAGUGCUGGCGCAACCUUUCCACUGCGAGAUCGAGCACAAGCUGGGCCUGACGUGCGUGACGGCGGGAGCCGUGGUGUGCCGGGUGCGGCUGGACCGCGGCGGCUACGUCCCUGGAGAGACCAUCGGCGUAUGGGCCAGCGUCACCAACCACAGCAAGGUCACUAUCAAGAAGACGGCCGCCUGUCUCAGCGAGACCAUACACUACUUGUCACGGAGCAAGAUCGUCAACACCGAGAGGAGAGAGCUGUCAAGGGUAACGCGCGGCAAGAUUCGCGCCGGCGAAACGGACGACUGGAACAACGAGCAGUUGUUCGUGCCGCCCCUGCCUCCCACUAAUCUCCGCGGGUGCCAUCUCAUUAAGAUCCAGUAUGACGUCUUCUUCAUCAUCAAGCCGGACAACCUGGAGAAGGAGAUCAAGCUGCAGCUGCCGAUCAUGAUCGCCUCCUACCCUUAUCGCAACGCGGACGGCACCCUGAGGAGGAAGCGGGGCGCUGAGUACCCGGCUAGUCUGCCCGUCUUCCGGCCCUGGCUCGACGUCAAGCAGAAGGUGCUCGUCUAGCGCCGCGCCCUACCUGGCGCCCGCUCUCGUUGGUCGUGAUGCUGGACGGUGUGCCACGUGACCGCCGCCUGAGAGCCGCCAGGAGCCUGGGAAGCUACCCCGCUCAUGUGGUGCUGGCCGGUGGCAGCGCCGCGCUUCGGCGCCCGUGGCGAUGCGCCACCGGCGUCACGUGACAGGCCCGAUGUGAGAGGCGGCGGCAGCGGCCGGGACGGGAGCCAGGGCCCGCCGGGAUUGAUCACCGACGCGGCCGCACCGCCGUGCCAGUAAUUGUCGGCGAACCCGAUCGUAACAUCGGCUCAUUAUUUUAAAUCCUGCGUGAUGAAUCGCGUGCUUAACGGAGAGAUUCCAGUGGCGGGCCGGAUCUCUUCACACCAGCUGAUGGCGGCUGAGCGGCCACCAGCUGAGUGCUGGUGCACAGGGGCGACCGGCCCCCGUGGAUGGCGAGUGCUGGUACACAGGGGGUGACCCCCGUCCCCCGUGGAUGGCGAAGCUGCGUGGCGACGGCCGGUCCCACCGAUGGCCGACUGUGCGGACGCCACCCAGUGAUAUGCGUCUUUGUUGCGAUGUGACGGAUGUGACGGUCAGGUGUCGCUGGCCACCCCCUGGCCGUGACACGCGCGCCGUGCCCUCGCCACCGCGGUUUGCGGACACCGCCAAUUGGUCUUGGUCGGGUCGGGCCUCUAGGUGAGAUGGACAUAGCUUUCGAAUAAUUACUUGCGUUGUUACGAAGCGUACGGCCCAGCAGUUCUGUAACGGCCCGCGCAUAAUCACGACGUUUGCGUCCCACUUGACUUCGGAGGCUGAUGGCAGUUUCUGUAAUGAUGCUGCCACAAAUCAAGGCAAUCUUAGUUUAUGUGCCCAAAGUUGACAGAUCGUUAGCCAGCAUUCCUGUAAAGUGAUGAUAAGAACUUGUUUAUAUAUGUACGCGUCGCGGCGUUGCUAUGCGAUGACGGGCAUAGAACUCGUCUAACGACUCACGAGACUUUCCGCGUAAAUCUGCGUCGUUCCGCGUUCCAAACUCGUGUUAUCAGUUCGUAUAUCAUUAACCACAGUAUCGGCAAUAACACAUAACACAAAUAUGAAA